UCUACUGUUUCUACUUACCCUUUGUACUUACCUCAAAAUUCAUGUUAUUUUUGUAGUUUGUAUAUUAUUUUUUAUUUGACAAAUAGAAAUGGCUGAUUUGCAAGAAAUUGAAAAAGGAAACGAUACAGUACCAUCGAGCGAAGAAGUUCUUGAUCCUGGUGAAAAUAAAGAAAAACGAAAGGAAGAAUUGGAUGGUUUAAAAACUGAGGGUGAAGAAAAUGACGAGACAGAUGAAAUAGAUUUAUCCGACGUUGAAAAAGUAUCAAAAGAGCUAUCGUUCUUUGAAGAAGAAACUGGAGAAAUUAAAGUUGAGGAAAUGAAAUUUGUGGACGUCAAAGAAUAUGCGCUGACGCCUAAAGACAGUCAAGAUCCCAGUUAUGCUAAUUUAAAGGAUUUACCAUACAGGGUCUUAUGCCGUCAGAGGUAUAGAAAAGCUGGGGCUAAACAACGGGCCCAAUUCGUCAAAGAAAUCAAACACCACGAGCUGCUGCAGACAAAGGCUUUGGACGGGGUGCGAAUUCACAGGGAGUUCUGUAGCGCUAUUAUAAGCCAGCCGAAGUGCGAGGAUAUGAUUACACUCACAAGAGAACAGAAAAUAAAAAUAGAAGAAAUUUUGGCCAGACCUUAGAUUGAAACAAUAAAUUAAUAAAUAGUGAAUCACAA
Messenger RNA from Sitophilus oryzae (rice weevil), 663 nucleotides. RefSeq lists its product as uncharacterized. NCBI's taxonomy places the organism in Eukaryota, Metazoa, Arthropoda, Insecta, Coleoptera, Curculionidae. The transcript has 2 exons. The record is from RefSeq and is a predicted model, not a curated record. Bases 89 to 628 code for a protein of 179 amino acids.